Phycodurus eques (leafy seadragon) is the source of this 430-nucleotide messenger RNA. RefSeq names its product translocase of outer mitochondrial membrane 7 homolog (yeast) (gene tomm7). The coding region runs from base 54 to 221 and encodes 55 amino acids. Lineage: Eukaryota; Metazoa; Chordata; Actinopteri; Syngnathiformes; Syngnathidae. The record is from RefSeq and is a predicted model, not a curated record. Gene Ontology annotation, biological process: protein import into mitochondrial matrix. The transcript has 3 exons. Gene Ontology annotation, cellular component: mitochondrial outer membrane translocase complex.
UCCGUGUCCUUGUUAGCACGUAGUUGCAUUCACGCUGCCCAUUAAAAACAAAAAUGGCAAAAAUAAGUAAAGAGACCAAACAGCGGUUACAGCAGCUGUUCCAGUGCGGACAAUUCGUUAUCCGAUGGGGUUUUAUUCCUACCGUGCUGUAUUUGGGCUUCAAACGAGGAGCAGAUCCAGGAAUGCCAGAGCCUUCCGUCUUGGGUUUACUUUGGGGUUGAGGAACAACAAUGUCCACAUCAACAACUCCCUCCUGAACACCAUGACAACCACCUUGCAUUGAACAUUUAUUUUUCCACAUUCUGCUCUGAAAGUCAUGAUUCAUUCAGUAUGUUAAUUCAGUCACAGAUAUUUAUUUGUUGUUGUUAUGACAUUGUCUUUUAGUCUGCCCUGUGUUCCAUGUUUGUGUCAAUAAAUGUCUGACAAUAGA